Caenorhabditis elegans is the source of this 1314-nucleotide messenger RNA. It is a transcript of the gene nstp-3, whose product is annotated as UDP-galactose transporter. NCBI's taxonomy places the organism in Eukaryota, Metazoa, Nematoda, Chromadorea, Rhabditida, Rhabditidae. The record is from RefSeq and is marked reviewed. Gene Ontology annotation, biological process: pyrimidine nucleotide-sugar transmembrane transport. Gene Ontology annotation, cellular component: membrane; Golgi membrane; endomembrane system. Gene Ontology annotation, molecular function: pyrimidine nucleotide-sugar transmembrane transporter activity.
AUCGUCAUCGUGUCGUCCCAGACGAAUAGCUAGUUCAUCUUCGUGUUCUUUCCUAAAUUCUUCCAUUUUUCAUCAGUUCUAUACUCUGCACUUGAACUAUCAAAAUGAGUUCAAGUGAAAAUGACUCAAAGUUUAAAUACUUUGGUAUUCUCCUGCUCACUAUUCAACAAGCAAGCAUGCCAUUAAUGGCUAGGUACUCUCGAGCCAGAGAAGAUUCGAAUGUGUUCUUUACAACUGUAAAUGUAUUCAUGAUGGAAAUUAUAAAAGUAGUGGUCUGCUCAGCAAUUAUGAUUUACACAACCAAAUCCGUUAUGAAAUACAUAAACGAGCUGAAAUUGGCAAUAUUUGAGCAUCGUUCUGAAACUCUGAAAGUCUGCAUUCCAGCCCUUAUCUACACUCUUCAAAACAAUCUGUACUACAUUGCUCUAUCCCAUUUGGAGGCGACAACUUUCUGUAUAUCAUAUCAAAUGAAAAUUUUUACAACUGCAAUCUUCAUGUACUUUUUCCUGGGAAAGAAAUUGUCAACGAAACAGUGGUGGGCACUUGUUCUCUUGGUGUUGGGAGUUGCUGACAUUCAGUACGUAUACUCACCGCCUCCAGCAAGUGAAGAUGUUGAGCAGAACCCAAUGUAUGGAUUCAUGGCAGUGCUCACAAUGUGUUUCACUUCAGCAUUUGCAGGUGUCUACUUGGAAAAAGUUUUGAAAUCUAGCAAUGCAUCAAUUUGGGUUCAAAACAUUCGUCUUGCACUCAUCGGACUUCCAAUUUCAUUUCUUUCAAUGUGGUACUAUGACUGGGAAAAAAUAAAUGAACAAGGCGCAUUCCGUGGUUGGGACUUCGUGGUCGUUUGCUUGACAGUCACCAAUUCAGUUGGUGGAAUAUUGAUAUCUGUGGUAAUAAAGUACGCCGACAACAUUCUAAAAGCAUAUGCUCAGAGUAUGGCAAUCAUCGGAGCUGCGGUUGGAUCGUGGAUUCUUUUUGAUUUUGCUCCUGGUUUUAUGUUCCUUCUUGGCACAUUUAUGGUCAUUGUUUCAAUAAUUAUUUAUACCGCAUUCCCGUAUCAAGAGCCGGAAUCGAAGCUUAGUGCAUAUCUGAAAUCGCAACAAAACUCGUCACUUUUGAUGAUUAAACCGGAAAAGUAGAAGUUCAAGAUGAAGAAUUUAUUAUUCAAUGAAUGAUACUCGUAAUAACAAUAACACAUUCCUGUUAUACAUGUCGUUUUCCUAAAGCUCAGAUUUGUGAUUAUAUUCUUCUAAUUCUACUAGGUACUCGUAAUAUACUGAAAUUGGAUCUAUAUCAGUAAAUUUAUGAAAUGAU